This is a messenger RNA of Otolemur garnettii (small-eared galago), 3221 nucleotides long. RefSeq names its product CNKSR family member 3 (gene CNKSR3). NCBI's taxonomy places the organism in Eukaryota, Metazoa, Chordata, Mammalia, Primates, Galagidae. The transcript is spliced from 13 exons. Gene Ontology annotation, cellular component: membrane; cytoplasm. The coding region runs from base 483 to 2165 and encodes 560 amino acids. The record is from RefSeq and is a predicted model, not a curated record. Gene Ontology annotation, molecular function: protein binding. Gene Ontology annotation, biological process: regulation of signal transduction.
GCGCAGGAGGUGGGACCUGAGGCGGGAAGGCUCCGGGACGCCGGCGCACGCGGAGCGGGGACCGGGGAGAGCGCGCCGCCGAGAGGAGGAGCCGGUCGCGCGUCGGGAGAGCGGGGGAAGUGGUCCCCGGCAGCCAGGCUCCCGCGCCGAGCCCAGCCCAGAGGCUUUGGGGUCGCAUCCCGCGUGCCUGCAGCUGCUGUCGCCCGGGAGCAGCAGCUGUGCCCGGAGGAAGGAGGAGGAACUGCAGCUGGACGGUGGCAGCUGGAGGAGCCGCACAGCUGUCCCGUGUGCCGGCGAGAGGGCCGCACUCCCCACGCGGAGCCGCGCUGGGGUGACCCGCUGACCGCGGCCAUGCAGCCUUGACUGAGUCGCUCCGGAGCGCAGGGGACAGGCCGCGGGGCGCGCCCUCUCGGGAAGGGGCUCUGGGGCGCAGGCAGCGGCACUUCACCUCGGAAGCCCAGCGGGGAGCGAAGCCACUUACCAUGGAACCCGUGACCAGGUGGACCCCCAAACAAGUGGUGGACUGGACUAGAGGGUUAGAUGACUGCCUGCAACAGUAUGUCCACAAGUUUGAGCGAGAGAAGAUCAAUGGCGAGCAGCUGCUGCAGAUUUCCCAUCAGGAUCUGGAGGAGCUGGGGGUCACACGGAUCGGACACCAGGAGCUUGUGUUGGAGGCUGUCGAUCUUCUCUGUGCACUGAAUUAUGGCCUUGAAACUGAUAAUAUGAAGAACUUGGUUCUGAAGCUGCGAGCUUCUUCCCACAAUUUACAGAAUUAUAUAAGUAGCCGGCGGAAAAAUCCAGCUUACGAUGGGAACACUUCCCAUAAGCCCCCCAACGAGUUCCUGACAUCCGUAGUGGAGCUCAUCGGUGCUGCUAAGGCUUUGCUGGCGUGGCUGGACCGGGCUCCAUUUACAGGGAUCACUGAUUUCUCAGUAACGAAGAACAAAAUCAUUCAGCUGUGCUUGGACCUGACCACUACAGUCCAGAAGGAUUGUCUUAUAGCGGAGAUGGAGGAUAAAGUUUUAACUGUGGUCAAAGUUUUAAAUGGCAUCUGUGACAAAACAAUCCGAUCUACCACGGACCCUGUUAUGAGCCAGUGUGCAUGCCUGGAAGAGGUUCACUUACCAAACAUUAAACCUGGGGAAGGCUUGGGCAUGUACAUCAAAUCAACCUACGAUGGACUGCACGUGAUUACCGGAACCACAGAAAAUUCUCCUGCGGACAGAUCUCAGAAGAUUCAUGCCGGGGAUGAAGUCAUCCAAGUUAAUCGGCAAACUGUGGUGGGGUGGCAGCUAAAAAAUCUGGUGAAGAAACUGAGAGAAAAUCCCUCAGGAGUUGUUCUGCUGCUGAAGAAGCGUCCCCCCGGGUCUUUCAACUUCACCCCUGCCCCCCUGAAGAACCUGCGAUGGAAGCCGCCCCUGGUCCAGACCUCGCCUCCGCCCACUACGACCCAGUCCCCGGAAAGCACCAUGGAUACCUCACUGAGGAAGGAGAAGCCAGCCAUCCUGGACCUGUACAUUCCACCCCCGCCAUCUGUUCCUUACUCUCCCCGGGAUGAGAAUGGGAGUUUUGUUUAUGGAGGAAUCAGUAAGUGUAAGCAACCAUUGCCUGGUCCUAAGGGUUCCGAGUCCCCAAAUUCCUUCUUGGACCACGAGAGCCGAAGACGAAGAUUCACCAUUGCCGACUCUGAUCAGUUGCCUGGGUAUUCUGUAGAAACCAAUGUUCUGCCCACAAAAAUGAGAGAGAAAACUCCAUGUUAUGGGAAGCCCCGGCCUCUGUCCAUGCCUGCGGAUGGGAACUGGAUGGGGAUUGUGGACCCUUUUGCCAAACCUCGAGGUCAUGGCAGGAAAGGAGAAGACGCCCUUUGCCGGUAUUUCAGUAACGAGCGGAUACCCCCCAUCGUCGAAGAGAGCUCCUCUGUCCCGCACCGGUUCUCCAGACCCACGACGGAGCGGCAGCUGGUCCGUGGUGCAGACUACAUCCGAGGAAGCAGGUGCUACAUCAACUCAGAUCUCCACAGCAGCGCCACGAUUCCAUUCCAGGAGGAAGGGACCAAAAAGAAAUCUGUCUCCUCAGCCUCGAAGUCCUCGGCCUCAAAGUCCUCGUCCACGGAACCGUCCCUGCUGGUCAGCUGGUUUACUCGCCUGAAACUAUUGACUCACUGAGAGCUGCCCUGCUCCGGGUCCUGCCCGCUGCUGCCCCAAGUGCCUUGCUCCGCAGUGGACAGCCUCUUCCCAUCUCACCCACAGUAUUAGGGAGUGACCUUCUGCAUUCUCAUUUUCUUUUCUUUUUGGAAAGUUCUAUACUGCCCUUCUUGGAAGUUUGAGGUAAUUGAAUGGGAACAAAUCCAGAGGAUCUUAGGUGCUGGCUUACGGGGGCCCAGGAGGGAAAUGGACAGAGCCUUCUCUUCCUGCUUUCUCAGAGACAGAACAUGGAGACACACUCCAUAAAUCAGAGCCGCGGCCAGAAAUGUUCUGGUCAUUGUGAGAAACUGUUGGCAUUGUUCCUUUUGGGAGGUUGGGGGACUAAAAUUGGUGGCUAUUGUCGUACAGAUGUGUUGGUUUGUGGUCCAACUUCUUUACCUAAAAAAGCCAGUGGAGAAAACGUCUUUGUUUUGAUUUUUAAGGCUAUGUGCCACAUUUGUAAGUGCAGGAGUUUGGCUUUGAAAAUAACACGUGGCAAGUGUCUCCUGCUCUCCAAACAGAGGUGUAAGUGUAGGCCCGUUACACUUGAUUCAUUUCCAUUUUUGUAAGUCUCAGUAUAGGUCAGUUAAUACAAACCACAUGAACACAUUUUGAUAGGGCUUAUUACACACAAAGAACUGUAUGUUUAUUUGUGAGGGGUAUUGUUGUUGUUGUUACAUAUUAUUGUCUGUAAGGGAAGGAAGCUAUACGAUUUGCUGACAGCCAAAGUAUCAUUCAGAAACAUGAAACAAGAUUUGGGUUAAUGAGACAUAGAUCAGUUUGCAUUUCACCCUGUCCAAUGUCUAUCUUCCAGAAAAGAAUGUACAGUUCUUUGAAAUUGUACACAUUUUGCUAACUAGAAAUAUCUUGGAAAGCCUUGUGGUCACUAAUUUUCAACUUGCAUCAGGUAUUUUGGAAAAGCGUGUCUGGAUAUUAACUCUUGUUUAAACUGAAUGUAUGAUAUUUUGUUAGAAUGGAAAAGUACUAUCUUGUUAAUUUAAGUGUUUUAAAUAUAGUUGUAUAUUUUUCUUAUUCUUA